UCCUUAAAAUCCUAUAAAAAUAUCAAGAGACUACUUUACUGACAAAGCAAAACCAUUGCUUCCAACUUUCAACCAAAUGAAGACUAAUUUCUUUGCUUCUUCUUUCAAUACGCCAUUCCCUGUCAAAACAUCACCACCGCCUCGUCGCGUAAAGACUCACCGGAAAACCGUCUUUGCCAGCAAGAAGAACAGUGGUGAUUAUGGGUCAGAUCACAGCAAAGGUAUUGUAGAUGAGAACAUGAUUGUUCUGAGGAAGAGGAUGCAUGAAAUGAAGAUGGCUGAGCGGAAUUAUGAACCGCCGGAGAACUGGAUGGAGUGGGAGAAAAGGUAUUACACAAGGUAUGAGUCUGAUGUUUGUGUUGCCAUUGGCUUCUUGCAGACCUUCUUGAUGAACAACAGGCCGAGUGUCGGAGUUUCUGUCUUGCUAUUGCACUUGCUCAGUUUGCCUGUUUCAGUGGUUUUGAUCCUGCUUCAUUUGACCAGUCAUAUUAUGCCUUCUCUUGGUUGAGCAGUGCUUGGAUGAUGGCUGGCUAUAUUCAAUACACAGUGUGGGUCAGUAAUUCAUAUUGUAUAAUAUACUUGGAAUCCAAAGAGACAAGCAAAACUGAUGACAAACUGGCAAGUCUUUUUAGUGAUGAAGAAAAUAUAUUGAGAAUAUAAAUAUUGAAUGUAAUAAGACAUAUGAGUGAAAAGACACCUUAAGUGGAUUUGGUGUUGAGCAAAAAAUUAACUAAAACAAAAAACAUGACCCUGCUUGAUACCGAUAUUCGCAUGAUGUUAAUAUAAUCUAAAGAUGUACCAAUAGUUGUACAUGAUGUUCUAGUUA
Dioscorea cayenensis subsp. rotundata (Guinea yam) is the source of this 826-nucleotide messenger RNA. RefSeq lists its product as uncharacterized. The record is from RefSeq and is a predicted model, not a curated record. The transcript has a single exon. Bases 77 to 508 code for a protein of 143 amino acids. Lineage: Eukaryota; Viridiplantae; Streptophyta; Magnoliopsida; Dioscoreales; Dioscoreaceae.